Messenger RNA from Pelodiscus sinensis (Chinese soft-shelled turtle), 2854 nucleotides. The record is from RefSeq and is a predicted model, not a curated record. NCBI's taxonomy places the organism in Eukaryota, Metazoa, Chordata, Testudines, Trionychidae.
GCAGGAGAACUAUGAGGCUGUGAGCUGGCUGGCAGGUGAUGGGAUGCUGAGUGAGAACAAUGAGGGGAGCCUUCAUCAGGAAGGACCGGAACAAGUUGCUCCAUGUGAAAUCUUAUUGGGAAGAUCUGAAGGGCAUGUUUCUCAGAGUCCUGGGCAGGGAGAGACCUCUGAGUGUCAGCGGAGCCCAGAAAGGCAGCAGGGAAACCAUACAGUGGAGGGACAGGGUAAAUCUAGUCACAGGAGCAGAAGGAUGAAAAGAUACAAAGAAACUGUUCAACAGAAAACCCCCCAUCAAGUGUUACCCUACGCUUGCAGUGACUGUGGGAAACGUUUCCAAUGUAGAAAGGUCCUCAUUUUACACCAGAGAAUCCACUCUGACAAGAACCCCUUCAGCUUGUCUGACUAUAGGAAUAACUUCAGUCAGAACUCAAAUCUUAUUACCCAUCAAGGAAAGCAUCCAACUGAGAAAAUCUGUGACUGUCCUGCUUGUGGGAAAAGCUUACAUUGGAAAUCCGGUGUUACUGAUCACCAGAGAAACCACAGAAUAAAGCAAUCCUUCAUCUGCUCUGACUGUGGGAAGAGCUUCACUUGGCGCUCAGGCCUUGAUAGACAUAGGAGAAUCCACACAGGAGAGAAACCCUUUCACUGCUCUGCCUGCAGGAAAAGCUUCAGUCAGCGCUCAGGUCUUGUUAGACACAGGAGAAUCCACACUGGAGAGAAACCCUUUCACUGCUCUACCUGCAGGAAAAGCUUCAGUCAGCGCUCAGAACUUAUUCAACAUCAGGAACUACAUACAAGCAAUACGCCAUGUAACAGCUCUGACAGUGGGAAAAGCUCCCAUCAGCACUCAAGCCUUAUUGAACACCAGAGAAUCCGCACAAGAGAGAAACCAUUCAACUGCUCUGAGUGUGGGAAAAGCUUCAGACAGAACUCAAACCUGAUUAAACAUCAGAGAAUCCACACAAGCGAGAAAUCCUUCAACUGCUUUGUCUGUGGGAAAAGCUUCAGUAGUAGAUCACGUCUCAGUAGACAUCAGAGAAUCCACACAGGAGAGAAGCACUUUAACUGCUCUGACUGUGGGAAAAGCUUCCAUCAGCGUUCAAGUCUCCUUGAUCAUCAGAGGACCCACACAGGGGAGAAACCCUUCAGUUGCUCUAACUGUGGGAAAAGCUUCAGUCAGAAUUCAAACCUGAUUAAACAUCAGAGAAUCCACACCAGUUGGAAACCCUUCAGCUGCUCUGACUGUGGGAAAAGAUUCACUAGAAAUGCACAUCUCAUUAGACAUCAGAGAAUCCACACAGGAGAGAAACCCUUCAACUGCUGUGACUGUGGGAAAACUUUCAGGCAGAUGUCACACCUUCUUAGACAUAGAAGAAUCCAUACAGUAGAGAAAACUAGUAAGUGCCCUGUAGCUGACAGAGUUAAUUUCCUUGCCUAUCAUGUUAAUAAUAAUAUUGUGUUGAUUCAGAUUAAUUAAUGAAUAUAUUAAUGGGUAGAGUUAGUAUAGAAGUAAUAGUUAAGAGCUGUAAUGCAAGAAAUCUGUAAAAGGUCAUUAUGUAACAGGAAAGGAAAUCUGUAAUAGGUCAUUUGCAAGAUAAGCGGAAGCUAACGUUUGCACAUUUCCAUGGUUGAGCUACAGGUCUCACUCAGACACGAGUCAUAGCUUAUUCAUAGCUUCCCUGGACUGAAGGGGGUGGGGGUUAGGACAUAUGUCUAGGACCUUUCACCCAGAUAGCAAAGAUGACUUACAUAAGUUUGGAAAGUGAUAGGAAAAAUAUCCUCAGACUCAGCAGCUGCAUCAUUACAUGGAAAGUCCCAAAAUAACUGGUUCAGGCCAAGUUGAGAUCCAUGAUACAUUGUCCUAUAGGGAAAAGGACACUUCAACAUUAGAAAUGUUCCCUACUGAAUAUGCAUCAAACAUAUCAAUGUCAGAGCAACAUAUUAUAAAAGUGGCAUUCCAUCAUAGGGGUAGGAGGAGAAAAAGAUGUAGCCCUUGGAAGGUGCCAGAAUCAUGGCCCUUGGUGAUCAUGGGGAAGGUGAUGGGUUAACACCUAAGAUUGUUCUAGAAGGAAUGAUGUAAAUAUAGGGUAAGGAAAUAUGGAUGCUCACUCUCUAUACACAGAAAUUGGGGUGUUUGUGACUGUGCUAACUGUAUUAAUAAACUAUAUUUGUAAAUAUACAAGAGUUCCUAUAUUGUGAGUGUUGCAACUGUGCACAUCAGGGUUCCCAAGCUUAGAAUAAUUGAAUUCUGGGCCUGAUCCUAGGACACAGGACUUGUCUGUCCUAAAGGUGGUAAUUAAAAAUUGACACACAAUCUUAGAUCAGGCAACAGCACUCACUGAGGAAAAAGGUUCAAUCAGAGUUCUUCAACAUCAGAGAACCCACAUGGGAGAGAAGCCUUUUAAUUGCUCUGUGGGAAAAUGGGCUUCAAUUGCAGCAAGGGAGGUUUAGGUUGGACAUUAGGAAAAACUUCCUAAUUGUCAGGGAGGUUAAAUACUGCAAUAAGUUGCCUACGGUGGUUGUGGAAUCUCCAUCACUGGAGAUAUUUAAGAACAGGUGAGACAAACAUCUGUCAUGGAUGAUCUAGAUGGUGCUUGGCCCUUCCAUGAGGGCAGGGGACUGGACUUAAUGACCUCUCAAUGUCUCUUCCAGUUCUAAUGUUUUAUGAUGCUAUGAAAAAAAAUGGUUACUUAUCUCAUAACUGUUGCUCUUCAAGGUGUGUUGCUUAUGUCCAUUCCACUUAUGAGUGCAUGCACUGCAUGCACUAGUUCUGGAAGCUUUUUACCCUUAUCAAUUCCUGUUGUUCCAGCUGGGGAGCCCCCUGGAGUGGUGGCGGUGUAACUGCACAUAUAUU